AAUGAUCGCAGACCGGCGCAAUGUCAUUGCUCCAGAGUCGAUAUAUUCUAACAUCUUAUUAAAACAGCCCGGACACAGGAACGCCAAUCCGGAUGACUAGGGCCGAGAAGCACGUCGUUAUUUAACGUCUUUAUCCUGAAAGGAGGGAUUUUUUAUGCCAAUUCUGCCGAGAGGACAGCUGAUGAAGUGCAUCUUACAGUCUUACAGGCCCUAGAGAAGGUUGAAAAGCAGUGGCUGUGAACUAAACAUGGCUGUGUGGCGACAGUUUGGGCUACUUCUCUGGAAAAACUAUCUCCAACAAAAGCGUCAAAUCUUGGUGACCCUGGUGGAGAUCACACUGCCUCUCCUGUUCUCUGCAAUCCUAAUUGUACUGCGUCAGAAGGUGUCCUUCACUAACUACCCCAAUGCAACAAAUUACGAUAGCUUCUCACUGGAAUGGCCUCCUGCUCAUCUGCCCUCAAAACUGCAGCUUGCCUACGUGCCGGCAAAUUCCAGUAUAGUACGCCAAGUGGCUGAGGAUGUGCAGCUCAGCCUGGAACAGGGCUUCAUCAGUGCAGUGCGUGGGUUUGAGACUGAGCAUCAGUUUGAGGAGUUUGUGAAAACAGACCCUGAAUCAGCAAAGAUCCUAGCAGCAGUGGUGUUUGACCACACAUUUACUCAAGAUGAUGAACCUCUUCCGCUUCAGGUCAGAUAUCAUCUGCGUUUCACCUACAGCCCCCGAAAUGCUCCUCCAAAGGAAAAAUCAGAGUUGAAUCCAAACAAUGACCUUGACUGGCACACUCCCAGCCUGUUCCCCCUCGUUCAGCUGCCUGGACCCCGAGAGCAGCAUGACCCUCAAGGGGGAACUCCAGGUUAUUACCGUGAAGGAUUCCUAAUGAUCCAGCAUGCUGUGGACCGAGCCAUCAUGAAAGCCUACAACAGGACAGCAGCAACCGCCCUCUUCACUCAGACACGUGUCGUACUGUCACGCUUCCCUUACCCAGCUUUCAUCUAUGAUGUCUUUAUCCUGGCCAUCCAAAACCAGCUACCCCUCCUGCUUGUACUCAGCUUCACCUACACAUCUCUCAACAUUGUCAGAGCCAUAGUGCAGGAAAAGGAAAGAAAACUCAAGGAAUACAUGAGAAUGAUGGGCCUGAGCAACUGGCUGCACUGGACUGCCUGGUUCUUCAUGUUCUUUAUUUUCCUCUCCAUCUCAAUCUUCUUUGUCACUGUGCUCUUCUGUGUCCAGGUGAGUCCAAACGGAGCAGUGCUGAUGCAUAGUGACCCUACACUAGUCUUCGUCUUCCUCCUUGUAUUUACCGUGGCUACCAUCAGCUUCUGUUUCAUGGUCAGCUCAUUCUUCUCCAGAGCUAAUGUUGCAGCAGCAGCAAGUGGUUUCCUCUACUUUUUUAGCUACCUGCCAUACCUCUUUCUGUGGCCACGCUAUGACCUGCUUUCCCAUGCUCAGAAGGUGUCUGCUUGUCUCAUCUCCAAUGUGGCCAUGGCUAUGGGUGCUCAACUUAUCGGCAUGUUUGAAGGCAAAGGCAUAGGGAUCCAGUGGAGUAAUCUGUUUGAGCCUGUGACUGUGGAUGAUGACUUUUCACUGGCUCAGGUUCUUGGGCUUUUACUUCUCGACACUAUACUGUACAUACUGGUGACCUGGUACAUCGAGGCAGUUUUUCCCGGCGAGUAUGGAGUACCACGGCCAUGGUACUUUUUCGCGUUGCCCUCAUACUGGUGCAACAGCCCUCGGGUUGCCCUGCUGAAGGAGAAGGAGGACGAAGAGGAUGCAGAAAAAGCGCUGAAAGGGGAAUUCAUUGAAGAAGAGCCAACUGGAUUAGUCUCGGGGGUUAAAAUCAAGCACCUGGCCAAGGUUUUUAAAAUGGGCAAUAAGACUAAAGAAGCUGUGAAGGAUCUCACAUUAAGUAUGUUUGAAGGCCAGAUCACGGUGCUUCUAGGGCACAACGGAGCUGGAAAGACUACCACACUGUCAAUGCUGACUGGCUUGUUUCCUCCCAGCAGCGGCAGAGCUUACAUUAAUGGCUAUGAUAUAUGCCAGGAUAUGACACUGAUACGCCGCAGCCUAGGCCUUUGUCCACAGCAUGAUGUGCUUUUCGACAACCUCACGGUUCGGGAGCAUCUGCUUUUUUACGCCCAGCUGAAGGGCUACCCCCGUGAGAAGAUCCCAGAUGAGGUGGACCGCAUCAUCCGUAUUCUAAACCUGGGGGAUAAGAGGAGUGCACGGUCAAAGACCCUUUCAGGUGGAAUGAAACGCAAGCUUUCUAUCGGAAUUGCACUUAUAGGAGACUCAAAGGUGGUGAUGCUGGACGAGCCUACCUCUGGCAUGGACCCAUCAGCCAGACGGGCCACAUGGGAUUUGUUGCAGGGUGAGAAACGAGGUCGCACCAUCCUUCUUACCACACACUUCAUGGACGAGGCUGACCUACUGGGAGACCGCAUUGCUAUCAUGGCUGGUGGGGAACUCCAAUGCUGUGGCUCACCUCUGUUCCUCAAGAACAAAUACGGUGCUGGCUACCAUAUGGUGAUAGUAAAGGAUGCGUUGUGUAACGUGUCAGAGAUCAGCCGCCUGGUUCACAUGUACGUGCCCAAUGCCACCCUGGAGAGUAGUGCAGGGGCUGAACUUUCCUACAUCCUGCCAAAAGAGAGCACCAGUCGGUUCGAGCUUCUGUUUGCUGAGCUGGAAAUGAACAGAGAGGAGUUGGGCAUCGCCAGCUAUGGUGCUUCUGUUACCACCAUGGAGGAAGUUUUUCUUAGGGUUGGGAAGCUGGUGGACUCCAGUCUAGACAUUCAGGCCAUUCAGCUUCCAGCUCUGCAGUACCAGCAUGAGCGCAGGUCACAUGACUGGACAGUUGACGAUACUAGCAGUAUCAGCGGCAUGACUGAUGUAACAGACUUCACCGAUAGUGGCACAUUGAUCUCAGAGGACUGCUCCAACAUCAAACUCAACACAGGGGCUAAGCUCUACAUGCAGCAGUUCUACGCCAUGUUUUUAAAGAGGGCUCUGUAUAGCUGGCGGAACUGGAAGGUGAUGGUGGCACAGUUUUUAGUGCCACUUAUCUUCACAGCAGUUGCCCUUGUUGUGGCCCAAACACUCCCUAGGCAACACAAAACCCCAGAACUUCUCCUAGCACUUAACCGGUAUGGCCCCACCUCUGUGCCCAUUGCCCUGGAUUCUAAUGCCGGACCUCUGGUUACAGCACUUGCUGAAGCCUAUGCUGCCCAGCUUGAUGCACAGAGUGCCUCACCAGUGACCAAUCUAACUGACUUCACAGAGUAUGUACUAAACAAUGCCAUAAGGGAAGGAGGAGCCUUCAAUGAGCGCUGCGUGGUGGGUGCUGCUUUUAGUGGUCAAACUAACGAGCUUGCUGAAAUCACUGGCUACUUCAACAACCAAGGCUACCACACACCGGCUACUGCACUCAUGAUGGUGGAUAAUGCUCUCUACAGGCUCUUGGCUGGCCCAAAUGCUUCCAUCCAGACAGGAAACAAACCCAUGCCCCGCAACAUGUCCGAAACAGCCCAGAGCCAGCUCUCAGAGGGUCAAACUGGCUUUGCCAUAGCUAUUAACCUGAUGUAUGGAAUGGCAUCCUUGGCCAGCACCUUCGCCCUGCUCCUGGUGAUUGAGCGCUCUGUGAAGUCCAAGCAUGUACAGAGGGUCAGCGGUGUCUACCUCUCCAACUUCUGGUUCUCUGCCUUACUGUGGGACUUGAUCAACUUUGCGCUGCCUUGUCUUCUAAUGCUGGUGGUGUUUUCUGUAUUUGGGGUGAAGGCCUUUGUUACGAAAAAACACCUGGUAGAUGUGCUGCUUUUGUUGCUGCUCUAUGGCUGGGCUGUGAUUCCUCUCAUGUACUUGCUCAGCUUCCUUUUCACGAGUGCUGCCACUGCUUUCACUCGCCUCACCAUCUUCAACAUAAUCAGCGGCACAGCUACGUUCCUUGCUGUCACCAUCAUGACCAUCCCUGAGUUGCAUCUGGAGAAUCUUUCACGUUUAAUGGAUAAAGUAUUUCUGCUAUUCCCCAACUACUGCCUGGGCAUGUCUUUUAGCCAAUUCUACCAAAAUUAUGAGACCAUCAGCUUCUGUACCACCAGCUUCCUCACCAAAGAAAUUUGCCAUUUAUACAACAUCACCUAUCAGCUGAACUACUUCUCUAUGAAUGAACCCGGAGUGGGCUCCUACCUGGUGGCUAUGUCCCUCCAGGGUGUGGUUUUCCUUGUCCUUCUUUUUAUCAUUGAGCUUCGGUGCAUCAACACACUCUUCAACCUCUGCAGGAGAUGCAAGAAGGGCAUGCAGGUUGGAGAAGAAGCCUUUCAGCCUGAGGAUAGAGAUGUAGCUGAUGAGAGAAAGAGGGUUUUAGAAUGCCAGCCUGUGGUGGAGUCCAUGGUUGGAAGUCCUCUCAUUCUGCAAGAACUUACUAAGGUAUACCCAGGAAGUCAGUCUCUGCUGGCAGUGGACCGCUUGUCCCUGGCUGUGGGGAAGGGUGAAUGCUUUGGACUGCUAGGAUUUAAUGGGGCUGGAAAGACAACUACAUUUAAAAUGCUGACUGGAGAUGAGACUGUGACUGCAGGGGAUGCCUUCAUUGAUGGCUACAGUAUUCUCCAUGAUGUGAAGAAGGUACAGCAGCGAAUCGGCUACUGCCCUCAGUUUGAUGCUGUGCUGGAUCACAUGACUGGCCGUGAGACUCUCAGCAUGUAUGCAAGGCUCAGAGGAAUCCCAGAAAAAUAUGUUUGCGCAUGUGUAGAGAAUGUGCUCCGCUCGUUGCUCCUGGAGCCACAUGCUGACAAAAUGGUUCGAAGUUACAGUGGGGGCAACAAGAGGAAGUUGAGUGCAGGUAUGGCUCUGAUCGGUGGGCCGCCUGUCAUCUUCCUCGAUGAGCCGUCCACUGGCAUGGAUCCAGUGGCUAGACGUUUACUUUGGGACGCAGUCACACGCACCAGAGAAUCUGGCAAAGCCAUCAUCAUCACCUCACACAGUAUGGAGGAGUGUGAGGCUUUGUGCACUAGACUGGCUGUGAUGGUCAACGGGCAGUUCAAAUGUCUGGGCAGCCCACAGCAUCUAAAGAGCAAAUUUGGCAGUGGAUACACACUGUUAGCCAAAAUUCACAUGGAGGCUGAUUUAGAGGAGAUGGACCUUCAGCUCUUUAAAGACUUCAUUGAGAGCACCUUCCCUGGUAGCUUACUCAAGGAUGAACACCAGGGGAUGGUACAUUAUCACUUGACUGACAAAACAUUAACCUGGGCUCAGGUUUUUGGGAUCCUUGAGGCAGCUAAAGAGAAAUAUUGCAUUGAGGACUAUUGUGUGAGUCAGAUCUCACUGGAGCAAGUUUUCCUGAGCUUUGCUCAGUUCCAGCACUGUUCUGAAGGCAGGAGAAAAUCAGACUGAUUAGAAAGAGAGAUGAAGACUCCUGUAGUUUUCCUUUUUUCUGGCCUUUAUGUGGUGCAUCUUGGGCUGAACAAUUUUGCUCCAGAUGUUCAGGUCUCUGAAAAUAUCUCUCGUGUCCCCUUAAGCCCCCUUAAAAACACACACACACACACACACACACACACAGGUGCACUGGCAGUGUACUUCACUAAUCUCAGAUUUUGGAAGUGCUUUGAGGACUCUACUAAGCAUGUGUAAUGUUUGUUUAAUUCUGUGCGCGUGGGCGUGCAUGUCUGCGUGCGCGCAUGUGCGUGUGCGCGCGCGCGUGUGUGUGUGCAAGAUGUGUGUUUGGGUUUUGAGGUUAUGUGUAAAUGUCUACAUAUUGAUGGAGCUGUUGGAGAUCUGAUGAUAGUUGUUUUUUUUAUUUGUUUUGCUUCAGUCCUACAUUUGGCUGUAUGUAAUAUUUAAGCUGUCCUGCAAAAACUAGUCACCUAAAGAAUCAAAAUAAAUCUAUAAACAAUGCCACAGCAUUCAUAUCUCUAAAAGCAAACACACAUAGCUAUAUGGCAAUAUAUAAAUGUAUUUUUUAAAGUUUUUUUCUAUUUGAACUGUUUGCUAAUCCAUUCUUACACACAGUUCUGUGUUUCUAAUCACAUAACUUAUUUGCACUGGAAUCAAUCCUCCAAAGAAUUAGUUUAAACUGUUUGCCUCCAUGGUUCACAGAAGAUAAAAUGAACUGUAUACAUUACAGAUUUGCCUAUAUGCAUUGAUACCCUUUCCAAAGUUACUGUUGAAAUAAUCUCCACUCUUCUGGCUUUCCACUAGAUUCUGGAACAUUUAGCCAGUAGAGCUUUAGUAAGGUUUGGUACUGAUGUUAGUUGAGGAGGCCUGGUAUGCAGACAAUGUUCCAGUUGAUCCUAAAGGUGUUCAGGUCAGGAAACUGUGGAGACCAUUUGAUUUCCUCCUUUCCAACCCUUGCUUUGUACACAGGGGCAUUGUCAUGCUGGAAUCUGUUUUGUUUCAGUGAAGAGAAAUCCUAAUGCUACAAAAUAUAAAGACAGUUUAGAUACAGUAGUUGUGUGCUUUAAACUUUGUGGCUUUGUGUCUUCCCUUUGUGGGAAGACCCACAUAUGGGUGUGAUGUUCAUGAGUCCAUAUAUAUAGCUAUAUAGUGUAGUAGUGACAGGACCCAAAAUGUAUUAGAAUAUACUAAGAACUGAAAUAAUGGAAUGAAGUACCUUCACAUGUCCACAUGCAAAACAGCUGCUGCUUCAGGUGUCAAAGCUCGGUGUUAAAUUCUUAUCAGACUACUAGUAAAACACCACCUGUGUUGUGACUGUGCAGACUGGUGGCAAAAUAUUUCAAUUUAAAUAUCAAACUGACAUAGCAUAUGUAAGAUUUUUUGUAUGUUGUAUAAAGAAUGGUACCUAGUCAUCCUGUUCACUAUUAAUUCUAACGGAAAAGUGACACUACUGUGUUGUAUGCAUGUACAACAUUUGCAAAGGUUCUUUUAAUAUACAAUGUUGAGUUAUUUUCAGUUCUGGGCAAAAAAUCUGAAUUACUGAUUUGAGCCAAUCCAUUUUUAAGAUUCUGUCAUUCUUUAAAAAAAAAAAAGGAUUUAUGAAAUAUGGUACUUGAGUGUCAAUAGUGCAAGCCUCUCCUGUCCACUCACUUAUGACUGCUACAUUCCUAAUAUCUUGACUAAUGUUGUGAGUCAUUCUGUUGUAUAGCUGAGUGAACCAUAUAUCAUAUGUUUGACCGGGUUGAUGGGUGUGUGUACUGUGUGUAUCCUCCAUCCACGCUACUGGUAUGGCAUAAAGGUCUAAUUGUGUAAAUUACUUGUUUUUUCAAAAGAUUUUUUACCUUUUUUUUUAAUGUUUUUUUUUAUUUAUUUUCAUUUGUACUUUUGCACGGUAUAAAAGCUUUCACUUUUGAGCUGAUUGUCAACACUGACACUCAGGUUUUUUUUAUGAUUAUAACUGAUGAAUAUAGUGGUAAUAAUGUUUAAUGGAUAAAAGGGAAUUAAGAUCAUAUGUACUGUACCAUUAAUUAAUCUUGACUAAUAUGUAUUAAUUGCCAUUUCUUUUUCUUUAUUUAUAUUUUUAAUAAAUUUACUUAAGAAUGGA
Messenger RNA from Tachysurus fulvidraco (yellow catfish), 7484 nucleotides. It is a transcript of the gene abca3b, whose product is annotated as ATP-binding cassette, sub-family A (ABC1), member 3b. Gene Ontology annotation, molecular function: ATP binding; lipid carrier activity; ABC-type transporter activity. Gene Ontology annotation, cellular component: intracellular membrane-bounded organelle; membrane. The record is from RefSeq and is a predicted model, not a curated record. The transcript has 31 exons. Gene Ontology annotation, biological process: lipid transport; transmembrane transport. Bases 248 to 5380 code for a protein of 1710 amino acids. Lineage: Eukaryota; Metazoa; Chordata; Actinopteri; Siluriformes; Bagridae.